Messenger RNA from Colletotrichum phormii, 1932 nucleotides. RefSeq names its product integral peroxisomal membrane peroxin. The record is from RefSeq and is a predicted model, not a curated record. The transcript is spliced from 2 exons. Gene Ontology annotation, cellular component: peroxisomal membrane. The coding region runs from base 1 to 1932 and encodes 643 amino acids. Gene Ontology annotation, biological process: peroxisome organization. NCBI's taxonomy places the organism in Eukaryota, Fungi, Ascomycota, Sordariomycetes, Glomerellales, Glomerellaceae.
AUGUCGACCCCAAAGGCCCACCGCGGCGCCGAUGCCGACUCCGUAAACGAUCCUUCCCAGGGCUCCGGCUUCGACGGCACACCCUCCGGCGCGCCUCCCACCUACGCGACCUUCUCCCCCGUCACCCUCGCCGCAACCACCCCGAGCCGCUCCUCCCGCCAGUCCACCAUCAUCGUUCAUCAGAAGUCGCCCCUCCUCCUAGCGACGCCGCCGCAAAUCACCCGCGCAUUAGCAUACUCGCAUCCGUUUCUCCUACCCCUCAAUAAGCUUGCCGGGUUGUUGACAUGGACGACCGACGAUCCGUGGGAGAGCUUCCUCCUGCUGGCGUCCUUCUGGGCCAUCGUCCUCUAUGGCGACAUCGUCGUGCGCAUGGCGGGACCGAUUGUCGUUGUCCUGACUUUGAUACUGGGAAUGUAUGGCAGGCGCUUCAGUCCGCUGAGCAGUAGUGGGUGGACAGAGCCAGCUUCCAAGGAUCCCGGCGGCGCGCAGAAUACCGGAAGCACGGCCGGGGGCAAGGCACAGAAGUCGACGCCCAAGGGCAAUACAACCACGAACACGACCAAGGGUCAUCAACGGGGCGAGUCAGAGGCGACGAAUACAAGGCAUCAGAAGACACUGGACGAGAUUGUUGAGACCUUGAAGGAGUUCACUGGGCGAUGUAACCUCUUGCUCGAGCCACUCCUUGAAUUGACCGACUUCCUGAGUACGCAACGAACCCCUACGUCUGCGACGACACGACCAGCCUUGACGACGCUGUUCGUGCGGAUUUUGUUUUGCACGCCUGUCUGGAUGGCCCUGACGCUUCCACCACUACGAAUCAUCACGACUCGACGUGUGGCUCUGCUUUUCGGCACUCUGGUGCUGACAUGGCAUGCUAGAUUCUUGCGAGUCGCCCGGACGCUCUUAUGGCGGAGCGCCACGAUCCGGAGGACAGCAGCCUUGGUCACGGGCUUGACAUUUGAGAAGCCCGUCAAGGCUGUACCGGUCCAGAUCACCGCGGCAGAAAAUGGCAAAGUGCAGGCUAAGCCGGCAACAUCGGAGCUCACCAAGGCGUUGCGCAAGCAGUCCCACAGGCAUGGCAACAAUGCCACGAGCAAGGACGCGGGUGUCAAGUUCACCUUUAUUAUAUACGAGAACCAGCGACGGUGGGUCGGCCUCGGCUGGACACAGAGCAUGUUUGCCUACGAACGGUCGGCAUGGACUGAUGAACAUAAUAAUCCUGUGCCUUCACGAGAUACAUUUGAGCUGCCCGAAGUUGAAGAUGGUAGCAACAUGCGCUGGCGGUGGGUUGAAGCAAGCGAAUGGAGGGUAGACGGGGUUCCGGAUGACGGGACUGAACCUAUCGACUAUGACGGUGAACCUGGGAAGAAUGGAUGGAUCUACUACGACAAUAAGUGGCAAAACGGACGCCGCGGCUCCGACGGAUGGGGACGGUGGACACGACGGAGAAAGUGGUAUCGUGACGCCGAGCUGGUGGAGGUUUCGGAGGAUGAAAUGGCACACGAACUUGACGCCUCACAAGCACCGAGCUCAGCCCGGCCCGGCUCGCCCACAACAGGACCCCCGGGUCCCGCCUUGACGACGCAGAGGUACAGCACGCUCGAAGAAAAGAUGGUUUCCCCUACAUACCCCGCGCAAGACCUGACCCUAUCAGAUAAGGACCUGGAAAGAGAAAAGGACGACACUGCAUCAACUCUCUCGACGAGCUCCGGCGGACGAUCAUUCUUCAAAGCGCCGUCAUUACGACGGAAAGUGACGGAUAAGAGCGUCGCCAGCAAAGCCGACAAGGAGCAGGAUCGCAGUCGUAGAGCAAGUGAGGCCAAGAGCGAAGAGGAAGCUGCGGCGCUGGGAUUGAAGUUGAACCUCGCUUUACAGGGCAAGGAGGGCGGACAAUGGGGAAUCGGCGAUGAGGCCAGAAUGAGUUUGGAGUAA